This is a messenger RNA of Protobothrops mucrosquamatus (brown spotted pit viper), 1659 nucleotides long. RefSeq names its product vomeronasal type-2 receptor 26-like. Gene Ontology annotation, cellular component: membrane. Gene Ontology annotation, biological process: G protein-coupled receptor signaling pathway. Gene Ontology annotation, molecular function: G protein-coupled receptor activity. The transcript is spliced from 5 exons. NCBI's taxonomy places the organism in Eukaryota, Metazoa, Chordata, Lepidosauria, Squamata, Viperidae. The record is from RefSeq and is a predicted model, not a curated record. The coding region runs from base 1 to 1659 and encodes 552 amino acids.
AUGAUCUCUCCAGGCUGGGAGUGCAGGUCAGAGUCAGGGAAAGGGGAAGAACCUCCCAGCCAAAGUGCACAAAUUAAAAUUUGGACACCAGAACAAGAAAGGAUAACAAAAUUGGCCAAGCUCUUUCCCAACCACCUUUUCACUCGGUUUCCUGGUUUUGUUGCCAGGAAGGCCAAUAUCACAGUGAUUGUUUUCACCAACAAAGAAGACACAGCUACUGAGAAGACAAUGCUGAACAUUGAUUGUUUCAUCAAUAAGAAUUUCCAGCUCCUGCGCAAUCUCACACUUGGCUACAACAUCCAUGACAAUUAUUUGAGCACCAUUGGCACUUCAGAUGCCUUGCUGGACAUGCUCUCUCCUGGAGAAGCCAAUAUUCCCAACUACAGUUGUGGAAGGAAGGAUAACCUUUUGGCUUUUAUUGAUGGAACUGACAAGGACAUCUCCAUCCAGAUGUCAAGAUUAGUAGGCCCCUAUAAACUCCCACAGUCUCUGCCUCAGUCUAAAUGUGUGCAAAAUUGCCAUCCUGGAUUUUUCAAGCGGGCUCGGAAAGGAGAGCCAGUUUGCUGCUAUGACUGUAUUUCUUGUCCGGAGGGGACCAUCUCCACUCAGGAAGGAAUUCGUGGUCCCACCAUUUGCCUUGAAGGAUGUGAUUAUGCAUCUCAUUCUAAAGAGGCUCUCUAUGGAUCCAACCAUGAUAACUUUUACCUGUGUACAAUACCUGUAGUACGUUUGUUACAGCAUAAUUGUCAAUCAGAUACUGAAAAAUGCACCCAGUGCUCAGAUGAUCAAUAUCCAACUGAGAGCAGAGUCCAAUGUAUUCCAAAAAGAAUAAUCUUCCUCUCUUAUGAAGAACAUCUGGGCAUCAUUCUGGUCUCAAUUGCCCUACUCUUGUUCCUAUCAACAGGAUUUAUUUUAAUCAUAUUCAUUAAAUACCUAGAAACUCCCAUUGUCAAAGCCAACAAUCGGGACCUGUCCUAUAUUCUCCUGGCUUCUCUCUUGCUUUGCUUCUUGUCCUCCUUUUUCUUCAUUGGACAGCCAAGGAAAGCCACCUGUCUUCUCCAACAAACAGUGUUCAGCAUUGUCUUCUCAAUAGCUGUGUCUUCUGUGUUGGCCAAAACGAUCACAGUGGUGUUGGCAUUCUUAGCCUCAAAACCAGGGAACAGGAUGAGAAGAUGGUUGGGGAAGAGCUUGGCCAACUCCAUUAUCCUUUCUGGUUCUGGUGUCCAAAUUAUCAUCUGUGCCUUAUGGCUUGUAAUUUCUCCUCCAUUCCCUGACUCUGACCUGCACUCCCAACCUGGAGAGAUCAUCCUUCAAUGCAACGAAGGCUCUGUCACCAUGUUUUAUGUUGUCCUUGGCUAUAUGUGUUUCCUAGCUGCCAUUUGCUUCACUGUAGCUUUCCUGGCCAGGAAUCUGCCUGGGGCCUUCAAUGAAGCCAAGCUGAUCACCUUCAGCAUGCUGGUCUUCUGCAGCGUCUGGGUCUCCUUCCUGCCCACUUACCUGAGUACCAAAGGAAAGUCCAUGGUGAUUGUGCAGGUCUUCUCCAUCUUGGCCUCCAGUGCAGGACUGCUGGGUUGCAUCUUCUUCCCCAAAUGCUACAUUAUUAUCCUGAGGCCAGAUCUAAACACUAAGGAACAUCUAAUAAUAAAAGUAGAGAAAUGA